Messenger RNA from Dendroctonus ponderosae (mountain pine beetle), 486 nucleotides. RefSeq names its product chromosome transmission fidelity protein 8 homolog. Gene Ontology annotation, cellular component: Ctf18 RFC-like complex. The transcript is spliced from 2 exons. The record is from RefSeq and is a predicted model, not a curated record. Bases 94 to 447 code for a protein of 117 amino acids. Gene Ontology annotation, biological process: mitotic sister chromatid cohesion. Lineage: Eukaryota; Metazoa; Arthropoda; Insecta; Coleoptera; Curculionidae.
GCAAAGCGACAACCCCGUUCACUCCUGUCACUUUUGGCAGUAAAUAACCUAUAAAAAUAAUCAAACCCCUCCACAAUCCAGCCACAACAGGUCAUGGCAAGUUCUGCUGAUUUAAAGACCGUCAUGCCUAUAGUGAUUAAAAUACCGGACGGAGGCCUCACGGAUAAGUACGGCAUAGUGGAGCUGCAGGGGGACUUGAAGUCGCAGUCCGAGACGGCCUUUGAGGGCAAAUUCAUCGGCGACCUCCACUACACCAAGCAGGGUCAGCCUUUGCUCAUCAUCGGCCACCAUCUGCUCUAUGGGAAGGAGGUGAAAAUGGAGCAGCCUAUUGCCCUUUUGGAGAAAAACCGCAACGAUCGAGGGGACACUGAGUACCAGGUGCAGUGCAUUAUCAAGCACAAGUUGAUUUUUAAGACUCGUCCCAAACCCAUUGUGGGAAUUAGCUAGUUUUUUCAUACUAUUCAACAAAAUAUAUUUUAUGCAAAA